Molecule: messenger RNA, 2403 nt
Organism: Dinoponera quadriceps
Lineage: Eukaryota; Metazoa; Arthropoda; Insecta; Hymenoptera; Formicidae
Gene: atms
Product: RNA polymerase II-associated factor 1 homolog
Exons: 8
Coding region: 552-2156 (534 amino acids)
Biological process (GO): transcription elongation by RNA polymerase II
Cellular component (GO): Cdc73/Paf1 complex
Molecular function (GO): RNA polymerase II complex binding; chromatin binding
Source: RefSeq, a predicted model, not a curated record
AUUCUUUCCAUCGUCGAGUGGGGAUGUGCCUUUGGGUCGCCUUUGGAACCAUUAUUUAGAGAGAGAAUACAGAUGUGUUUGUUCGGUGAUUCGUGAAUAUGCACGUGCUCGCGAAGCUUUUGUUCGUUUCGAAGCCAUUUAUUUUUAACGAAGUCAUUACUGCCUAGGCAAAACGCAAUUUUGAAGCCCCAUCUUACAUAUGAUAUUUUCUCUAUUUUAUAUACUACGUAAUUUCCUUACUCGUUGAAUGGCGUUGUGACUCUUUUGAGUGGCUGUAGCAAAAUAUUCAGUGUUGGAUAGUGAGGGGGUGGGGGGGGGUGUUUAGUAAGAGACUUGAUUGGUAAAUACUUUCAGAUCAGAGUCACGAAUUACUCGCUAGGUGCCUUAUUUUAAUAAACGAAAACGGCGUUACUACCCUCUGUACGAAUCUUUCUACGGCCAGAUCCGACGGCCAUGUGUACUUGUGUAGUUUUCGAUUUACUAGCGUUAUCGUGCCCUGUGUAAUUUCUGGAUUGUAGGAUAUAUGAUUUACGCGCGUACAGCAACGUAAUAUGGCACCUACCAUUCAAACUAAUACCAAUCAAGCUGACAGAGAUAAACGUGUGACCCGGCCAGCGGAGAAGAGAUCCGAAUUAAUAUGCCGGGUUAAAUAUUGCAAUACACUGCCGGACAUUCCGUUUGAUCCGAAGUUUAUAACAUAUCCCUUUGAACCAUCCAGAUUUAUUCGUUACAACCCGACCUCGUUAGAACGCAAUUACAAAUACGAAGUAUUGACGGAACAUGAUUUGGGUGUUGAAAUUGAUUUGAUAAACAAGGAUACAUAUGCAGGAGAUCCUAAUGCACAGUUGGAUCCAGCUGAUGAGAAACUACUUGAGGAAGAUGUUCUCACACCGCAAGACUCGAAGAGGUCCAGACAUCAUGCCAGAAGUGUAUCUUGGCUCAGACGUACUGAAUAUAUUUCUACUGAAACUACCAGAUUUCAACCACAGAGUGUGGACAAGGUCGAAGCCAAAGUUGGCUAUAGUAUCAAGAAGAACUUUAAGGAGGAAACAUUGUAUAUGGACCGUGAGAGUCAAAUAAAAGCUAUAGAGAAGACCUUUGAAGACAAUAAAAAACCAAUUGAAAGGCAUUACAGCAAACCAAAUGUAGUACCUGUAGAAAUACUACCGGUAUAUCCCGAUUUUAAGUUGUGGAAAUAUCCAUGUGCACAAGUUAUUUUUGACUCGGACCCCGCACCGGCUGGUCGCUCUGUACCUGCGCAGAUUGAAGAAAUGUCUCAAGCUAUGAUACGAGGUGUGAUGGACGAAAGCGGCGAGCAGUUUGUAGCGUACUUUUUGCCACUGGAGGAGACGUUGGAUAAGCGCCGACGGGACUUCACCGCUGGUAUAGAUUACGCCGAUGAGGAGGAAUACGAGUACAAAAUGGCGAGAGAAUAUAACUGGAACGUCAAGAGCAAAGCUUCCAAGGGAUACGAAGAGAAUUAUUUCCUCGUGAUGAGACAAGAGGGGGUUUAUUACAACGAGCUGGAGACGCGGGUCCGGCUGAGUAAACGUCGCCAGAAAGUCGGACAACAGCCGAACAACACGCGCCUGAUAGUGCGCCAUCGGCCGUUGAACGCCAUUGAAUUCAGAAUGCAGAGGUACCGAGAGAAACAGUUGGAGCCGCCGGGAGAGGACGACGAGGACGAAGAGGAGGAAGAGGAGGAGCAGGAAACCCAGCAGGAGGUUGGAGAGAAAGCUGACGGGAAAGGUUCCGAAGGGGAGAACGAGGCGGGAUCCCGUGCAUCGUCGAGGGCGUCCUCGCGAGCGUCCAGCAGAAAAUCUCGAUCCAAGUCGCGAUCCCGCUCCGCAUCAAGAUCAAAGUCACGCUCCCGUUCACCGUCCAAGUCCAGAUCUCGCUCGCGCUCCAUGUCGCAUUCGCCGUCUAGAUCACGAUCGAGGUCUGGCAGUCCCCAGUCGAGGAACUCAUCCAGAUCUCGAUCCAGAUCCGCGUCGAGGUCGCGCUCGGCAUCCCCCGCCAAGUCACCGUCACCGCGAUCUCGAUCGAGCUCCAAGUCCAGGUCGAAGUCACGCUCGCAGUCGAGAUCGAGGUCUGUUAGCGGUAGUGGCAGUGGUACCGGUAGCGCGAGCGGCGAAAGCGGUUCCGAGAGCGAGUGAAGUACGAGACACGCGUCGGAAGUACACAGUCUACCCGUCACAUUCACCGAUCGUAUUGAUUCGACGAACGUUUCGUCACCCUAUCGUAAAAGCAUCGUGUCGGGGAAAAAUGAAUUCGAACAUUCUCACACGAAAGGUAACCUCGACGACGCGUACAAAUACAUGUACAUAAUUAUUACAAAGUGUAUGGAAUUCUCAGCGUUGGAUGCGCAAUCGAAGGAACAAUAAAUAUUUAUAAGUAUAUCUA